CCGAGAACGAUGGAUUUCUAUUCGAGUGAUGUACUUUACCGCUUUUCUGGUAUAUGUUGGACUCGGGAUUGCAGCUACUUGUUUGUGGCCCUACCUAAAUACAGUGAGAAAAGUGUUAAAAUUUAGUUAAAAUUUCAAAAUGGUUGCAAAAUAAAUGUUCCAGGUGGAUCCAGAUGCUGGGAAGCUAUUCUUGACGCAUCUAUUUUCAAUUACCUCUGUAUUGCAGUUUGUGGGUAGUCCAUUAUUCGGUUGGUGGAGUAAUAAACUACAAUCAGUAAGGAUGUUAAUUAUACCAUUUGUGGCGGCUUUCAUUGUUGGUCAAAUACUUUACGCCUUGGCCGAAGAGUUUCCGGUUCAUCAAAAAUAUGUGAUCUUACUAUCAAGAGUGCUGGUUGGAAUAUCCAUGGUAUCGUGUUCAAUCUAUCGAUCCUACAUCUCGGCAGCCACCACGGUUGCUGAAAGAACACGAACAACCUCGUACCUAUCGUUAGCUCAUACCGCUGGAUUGUUGUGUGCAUCGAUAUUGCAGCCACUUUUUUCAUCAUUUGGCGAAGAAGGCUUCCGUAUUCCCGGUUUGUUUCGUAUAAACAUGCAUACGGUUGUAGGAUGGUUUUGUGCACUCUUGGGAGUCAUCAAUUUGAUACUAAUGUUACCAUGCAUCUUCAAAGAUCAUAACAUAGCGGUGAAAGAAGCGGCACAUGACCAAAAUGGUGCUGCCACUAGGAAUCGUUGUAGAUCCAUUGAGGUUCAGGGUUUACCGAUAAUCUUGAUGUGUACAGCUUUCGCGUUAUUUAUGUUCAUUUUUUCGACAUUUCAAACGUAAGUAAAAAAAACAUGAAAUCUCGUUUUUAUAUCAUUUUGUUUCUCAAGCUGUCGAUUAAUAUAUCUAUCAAUAUCGGACAUAAUAAUUUGUCGAAGGUAACCAUCAAUUAGUAAAUUUAGUCGCAAUUCCCUUGAGAUAUGUAUGAAUGCACUCGAUGGAAAAAUUAAAAAUAUUCACGGUAAUACGGAAAAGAUUCAUUAACGUUGAUUCGUUUCGAAUUAAGUACCAAUAAUGCUCCCAUGUG
Molecule: messenger RNA, 1067 nt
Organism: Malaya genurostris
Lineage: Eukaryota; Metazoa; Arthropoda; Insecta; Diptera; Culicidae
Product: major facilitator superfamily domain-containing protein 8-like
Exons: 1
Coding region: 155-823 (222 amino acids)
Biological process (GO): transmembrane transport
Cellular component (GO): lysosomal membrane
Molecular function (GO): transmembrane transporter activity
Source: RefSeq, a predicted model, not a curated record